AUGGUUCAUAGGCAUGAAGGCGAUACAUUAGGCCCUAAUGCUCCUCUACUUACUCUAUAUGGACAUGCCACGCACAAUCUCCCCGACAAUGAAGAAGACAGAACCUCCGACCGGAGGUCAAACUAUUCUGGUAGUUGGUUUAUAUGGGCAUUGACAUUCUCCGCUGGUCUCAGCGGACUGUUGUUUGGUUAUGACACAGGAGUGAUUUCCUCGACGCUCGUAUCUGUUCACAUGGAUCUCUCCAACCGCAAUCUUACAACGCUCGACAAAAGCCUGAUCACUUCUUGUACAAGCUUGUUUGCUUUGGUUGCUAGCCCUCUUGCGGGGGUCUUGGCUGACAAGUUCGGUCGCCGAAAGGUUAUAUUCGUUGCAGAUGCGCUGUUCGCUCUAGGUGCUUUCGUGCAAGCUAUUUCUGAUAAAGUAUGGGGUAUGAUUGCUGGCAGGAGCAUUGUUGGUCUAGCUGUUGGUGGCGCAAGCUUGGUAACACCAUUAUACAUCUCCGAACUAGCGCCAUCAAAUAUGAGAGGGAGGCUUGUGACAAUCUUGUCCUUGUUUAUCACCGGUGGUCAGGUCGUAGCAUAUAUUGUGGGUUGGCUAUAUUCCUCGGUUGGCGGAGGCUGGCGCUGGAUUGUUGGCCUUGGGGUGCUUCCGGCAGCUUUUCAGCUCGUUAUUCUCCUCGCUCUACCUGAAACGCCUCGGUGGCUUGCUCAAGCGGGAUCUGAAACAAGUGCUAUGCAUGUCCUGAGGAAGGUCUACCAGGGCCAGCCAGACAGCGAUUGUAUUGCCAAACAAGUUUUACGGGAUAUUCAACGGGAGGUGGCAGCGGAAGGAGAGUUAAGUCGCUCCAGUGCAUCCCUCGGAGCCGGUCAAGGGUGGCUUCACAACAUAUCGCAACGCACAAAAGUCCUAUUUUAUCUCGAUGGGAAUAGAAGAGCAUUGACCAUAGCGAUGACGCUGCAAGGCCUGCAGCAGCUCUGUGGGUUCAAUAGUCUUAUGUAUUUCUCCGCCACCCUGUUUUCUAUGCUCUCCUUUUCGUCGCCGACGCUCAUCUCACUGUCAGUGGCCAUAACCAAUUUCCUCUUUACACUGCUUGCAUUUGCCUACAUCGAUAGGAUUGGCCGGCGCCGCAUCCUCCUCUACUCAAUACCCGUCAUGAUAAUAUCUCUCAUUGUCUGCGCGUUGAUCUUCUCUUCUUUCGAGUUGCCAGAUCCGCCCUCUGAUCCCCAGGCGCAUGCAGAGCCCAAUGACACCGUGCUCGAUAAUUCAUUGCUCCCUAUAUCUAUUCUCCUCUGCUUAACAGUUUACACCGCCUCUUACGCUUUCGGACUUGGCAAUGUACCCUGGCAGCAGUCCGAGCUGUUCCCUUUGAAUGUACGGUCUCUUGGGUCUGCAUUUGCUACGGCAACUAACUGGGGUUCAAACUUCAUUGUGGGUCUCACCUUUCUGCCUAUGAUGGAGAAGUUGUCUCCAGGGUGGACCUUCGCGACUUAUGCUCUCGUAUGUGCAGUUGGCUGGCUUGGUGUAUGGGCGAUCUACCCUGAGAUGAGCGGUCUCAGCUUAGAAGAGGUCAAAGAGCUCCUCGCGGAUGGUUGGGGUGUCAAGGAAAGCCUGGCGAGGACCCGCAGUGCCCCUUAG
Aspergillus alliaceus is the source of this 1635-nucleotide messenger RNA. Its product is annotated as putative MFS myo-inositol transporter. The transcript is spliced from 3 exons. Gene Ontology annotation, molecular function: myo-inositol:proton symporter activity. Gene Ontology annotation, biological process: transmembrane transport. NCBI's taxonomy places the organism in Eukaryota, Fungi, Ascomycota, Eurotiomycetes, Eurotiales, Aspergillaceae. Bases 1 to 1635 code for a protein of 544 amino acids. The record is from RefSeq and is a predicted model, not a curated record. Gene Ontology annotation, cellular component: membrane.